UGAACUCCUGCAUAGAACCACCACCAUGGGAUGAAUAUGGCCACCAUCAAGGCCAUCGAAGCUCGUUCGGUCCACCAAAUCCAAUCUGGUCAAGUGAUUGUCGACCUUUGCUCCGUCGUGAAGGAGCUGGUGGAGAACAGUCUGGAUGCUGGAGCGACAUCUCUAGAUAUCCGAUUCAAGAACAACGGGCUGGAUUUAAUCGAGGUGCAAGACAAUGGAAAGGGAAUAUCCCCAGACGACUAUGAGACAGUUGCUUUAAAGCACUACACCUCAAAGCUGUCGAAAUUCGAUGAUUUAUCCUCCCUCCAAACCUUCGGAUUCCGUGGCGAAGCCUUGUCUUCCCUCUGCGCCCUCUCCAACUUCCAUAUUAUUACCGCCCAAGCACACCAAACUCCCAAAGCCUCGAGGUUGGAAUUUGAGACUUCUGGAAGGCUUAAAAGCAAACAGGUGGUGGCAGGCCAAAAGGGAACAAUUACAUCAGUCGAGAACCUUUUCACCAAACUUCCCGUGCGACGACUGGAGUUGCAGAAGAAUAUCAAAAGAGAAUAUGGCAAGGUACUGGGCUUGUUGCAUGCCUAUGCGUGCGUCAGCACUGGUGUUCGAUUUAAUGUCAAAAACCAAAUGCCUAAAGGGAAGAGUGUCCUUGUUUUUGCAACUCAAUCCAACGCCACGACAAAGGAAAAUAUAUCCAACAUAUAUGGAGCUAAAACGCUCCUCUCUUUGACGCCUCUUGACCUCGAGUUGGAAUUUCAGCCGAGUGGAACGGGAAGAUGUUUAAUCGGGGGUGGUUCUAAUGAAGGAAACAAAAUACUCGUGCAAGGCCAUAUUUCGAAACCGGUUUUCGGGGAGGGCAGGCAGACCCCCGACCGCCAGAUGUUUUUCGUCAAUUCCCGCCCAUGCGCUCUACCGCAAAUUGCAAAGGCAUUCAAUGAGGUUUAUAAAUCUUUUAACAUCUCUCAGUCCCCAUUCAUCUUUGCCGACUUUAAAAUGGAUACGAAUUCUUACGACGUUAAUGUGUCACCUGAUAAACGCACCAUUUUGCUCCAUGAUGCCGGCGCGCUAAUAGAGUCAUUGAAGACGUCUUUGACUGAGUUAUUUGAACGUCAAGAUCAGACAGUCCCGCAUUGUCAGGCUUCUCGGAAACAAUCUAUGCUGCAGUAUCCUCAGAGCACAAAUAUCCCUUCCAGUCUUGGCUCUGAGAAACCUGCAAAAUCAAGCGAGCCGAGACAAUCUGAGGAUCUUGGGCAAGUUGAUGGAAGUGACGAGGAAGAUGAGCAAAGAACGAUGAGAACUUUCGUACAACGCUUUGCCGGUCGUAGUAACGCUUCAGACGAGAUUCCUGAAACCCAGCAGAAUGUGGAGGUCGGGGUGUUGCCUCUGUCUGCAGAACAAUACUCAACCGCCAACGAGAGUGUUCCGCAACCGAGAAAUAUAUCUCCCGGGGCUAACGAAAUCUUAUCUUCCCAAUCUCAAUCGUGUGAUAAUGAAAAGAGCACGACGGCAUCCCCUUCCACCCAGCUUUCAGAUAAGUCUGCGGAAAAUUGGGCUAACUCAGGCUUUACUCGUGCAUCCUCGCUUCUACGACAAGAACCGCUGCAUUCAGUACAAACCUGCUCCCCGCAACAUUCCCCCAAUGUGAUCCAGAACGCUUUCGAUCGAAUGCGCCCAAGUAGACCACCUGUCGAACUCGCAACUAUUACGGUAGGAAAACGAACUGUCACGUCCACUAUAGGUAGAGAACAGUUCAAGCGGAAAUUGGGUGCAACGAGUUUGGGAGGUUCAGCCCCUCGACCCAAACGACGAAUUCACGUUUCAACUAGCAAGAGCAAACUAGGGCAAGGUUUACGAUUGUUUGCGGCACCAGACACCAAAGUGGAUGACGAUCUGGAAAGCAUCAGUGGCGAAGAUGAACAAGCCGCUGUGGAGACUGCAUCAGAAGUCGAGUCUCUGUCUGAUCACCAUGCUGAAGAAUUUGAUGAAAUGCACCCCGAACGGGAAAGCGAGCUCGAGUAUGAAGAGGACGCCGGAAAACACGGAGAAGGCGAGAUGGAAGAAACAGGGCCCACGGAGCCACAUGAUGAAGCCGAAGCCUCCGACUCCGACACGAGCUAUGUGGACGAACAAGAGGAAAAGGCUAGGGAAGAAGCGAGAGUUGCAGAGUUGAUACAAGCAGCGGAAGAGAAGGCGGCAAUUCCUUCAGACGAUACUAUCCAUAGAGUCAACAGAAUAUCGAAACGGUCCAUUGGUAGAACAUCCACAGUCGAUCUGGUAGGAUGUAUAGAUGGGUCAUUGGCCAGGAUCGAGGCUCAUAUGAAGUUGCUUCAAGAGGGACUGCAGAAUAUCAACAACAUCAGUUCUACCACGAGUGAGGGAGAGAUUACUCAGGAACCAGGAGAACUAGAGUCAGCAGAAACACAACUAUCCCUCUCGGUCUCCAAAGAAGACUUCGCCAAAAUGCGCAUUAUCGGUCAAUUCAACCUGGGAUUUAUCAUUGCAACACGACCACGCGGGGACUCAAACAACCCAUCAACCCUCCCAGGCCACAAACAUGACGAAGUAUUUAUAAUUGACCAACAUGCAUCGGAUGAAAAGUACAACUUCGAACGUCUCCAGGCCGAGACAGUUGUGCAAAACCAACGACUCGUUAAGCCAAAGACCCUCGAACUAACGGCUGUUGAAGAGGAAAUCAUAAUAGACAAUCUUCCAGCCCUGGAAAAGAACGGCUUUGUUGUAGAAGUGGACAGGAGUGGCAACGAGCCCAUCGGACGCCGAUGCAAACUUACCAGCCUACCACUCAGCAAGGAAGUGGUCUUUAACACAGGAGAUCUUGAGGAGUUAAUCGUUCUACUUGGUGAAGCGCCGCAAAUACAAACGCAAUCUGCACCAUCUCCCACCUCCGGUUCCGAUGUCUUUGCUGGCAAAUAUAUUCCUCGUCCAAGUAAAGUUCGCAAGAUGUUCGCGAUGAGAGCGUGCCGUUCUAGUAUUAUGAUUGGGAAGACGCUUACAACCAAGCAAAUGGACCGGGUUGUGAGACAUAUGGGGAUGAUUGAUAGGCCAUGGAAUUGCCCCCAUGGGCGUCCGACCAUGAGACAUCUUAUGAGUUUGGGGGAUUGGAGCGUAUGGGAUGAAUGGGAGUCUGCGACACAGUUAGCAUUAGAGAAUUGCGGCGAUGUGCACGCAAGUACCGGAUUAGAUGUUUGGAAGCGAUUCCUAAGUGACUUAGACGAGGAUUAAACCCGGGUUUGCGGUGUUUUAUUAGGGAGACCGCCUUUUUUUUUUUUUUU
Molecule: messenger RNA, 3284 nt
Organism: Blastomyces gilchristii SLH14081
Lineage: Eukaryota; Fungi; Ascomycota; Eurotiomycetes; Onygenales; Ajellomycetaceae
Product: DNA mismatch repair protein PMS2
Exons: 4
Coding region: 31-3234 (1067 amino acids)
Biological process (GO): mismatch repair
Cellular component (GO): MutLalpha complex
Molecular function (GO): mismatched DNA binding; ATP binding; ATP hydrolysis activity
Source: RefSeq, a predicted model, not a curated record